GUGGCUUCCCGCCUUUGGCCGGGCCUUUGUCUCCGCUUUCGCCGGAGCUUGGGAUCCCUCUCCGCCGUUCUACGUCCUCCACCUCUGGAGCCUCCAGUGACUUUGUCACAGCCUCUGUUGCCCUGUGAUCUGCAGGUCCCGGGAGAGGCACAGCUAAGAUGCUAGGACAUCCUGGAAGCUGGGAAACGGAUAUUGUGACAUUGCUGAGCCCAGCAUCUAGGUGAUGUAACUCUUCCCUACUGUUUGGUCUCUACCCAAAAAAAGAUUGUGACGUAUCACUCUGUCAAGAACCUACAUGAGGUGACUGUCCUCUCCAGCCUAGGACCUGCCUACGUUGUGUAUUGAGACAUGUCACUGGGUCUAACAUCUAGGUCCUGGGAGACGCUCUGCUAAGAUGCCAGGAGACUCUGAAAGAUGGGAAACAGGGCCGUUGACAUUUAGAGAUGUGGCCAUCGAAUUCUCUCUGGAGGAGUGGCAGUGCCUGAACCCUGCUCAGCAAGAUUUGUAUAGAAAAGUGAUGUUAGAGAACUACAGAAACCUGGUCUUCUUGGCAGGUCUUGCUGUCUCUACACCAGAUUGGAUCACCUGUCUGGAGCAAGGAAAAGAUCCCUGGAAUAUGAAGAGACACAGUAUGGUAGCCACACCCCCAGGCCCACCUUGUCUCUUCCGCUUUAAAUUCUCUAAGGAUUUUACUUUCCCUUCAUUGAUCUUCCUUCAAGUUUACAUUCUAUGUUCUCAUUUUGGCCAAGACCUUGGGCAAAGGCCAGGCAUAAAAGAUUCUUUUCAAAAAGUGAUACUGAGAGAAUAUGUAAAAUGUGGACAUAAGGAUUUACAGAUAAGAAAAGGCUGUAAAAGUGUGAAUGAGUAUAAUGUGCACAAAGAAGGUUAUAAUGAACUAAACCAGUGUUUGACAAGUAACGAGAGCAAAAUAUUUCAAUGUGAUACAUAUGGGAAAGUCAUUCAUAAAUUGUUCAAUUCAGGUAGACGUAAGACAAGACGUACUGGAAAGAAACCUUUCAAAUGUAAAAAAUGUGGCAAAUCAUUUUGCAUGCUUUUACAUCUAAGUCAACAUAAAAGAAUUCAUAUUAGAGAGAGUGCUUACGAAUGUGAAGAAUGUGGCAAAGUCUUUUAUUGGUUCUCAACCCUUACUAGGCACAGGAGAGUUCAUACUGGAGAAAAGUCCUACAAAUAUGAAGAACGUGGAAAAGCUUUUAACCAGUCCUCAACUCUUGGUAGGCAUAAGAUAAUUUAUGCUGGAAAGAAACACUACAAACGUGAAGAAUGUGGCAAACAUUUUAAAUGGUCCUCACACCUUACUAAACAUAAGAAAAUUCAUAGUGGAGAGAAACCCUACAAUUGUCAAGAAUGUGGCAAAGCCUUUAAUGUAUUCUCAACCCUUAAAAGACAUCAGAGAAUUCAUGCGGGAGGAAAACCCUACAAAUGUAAAGAAUGUGGCAGAGCCUUCAGUAUAUUUUCAACCCUUACUACACACAAGAAAAUUCAUAUUGGACAGAGACCCUACAAAUGUGAGGAAUGUGGCAAAGAUUUUAACUGGUACUCACACCUUACUACACAUAAGAGAAUUCAUACUGGAGAGAAACCCUACAAAUGUGAGGAAUGUGGCAAAGCCUUUAGCGUUUGCUCAACCCUUACGACACAUAAGAGAAUUCAUACUGGCCAGAGACCCUACAAAUGUGAGGAAUGUGGCAAAGCUUUUAAUUGUUACUCACACCUUAGUAGACAUAAGAAAAUUCAUACCAGAGAGAAACCCUACAAAUGUGAAGAAUGUGGUAAAGCUUUUACCCUGUCCUCAUACCUUAGUAGACAUAGGAGAAUUCAUACUGGAGAGAAACCCUACAAAUGUGAAGAAUGUGGCAAAGCCUUUACUGUACUUUCAACGCUUACUAAACAUAAGAUAAUUCAUACUGGAGAGAAAACCUACAAAUGUGAAGAAUGUGGCAAAGCUUUUAACCAGUCCUCACACUUUACUAAACAUAAGAAAAUUCAUCCUGGAGAGAAACCCUACAACUGUGAAGAAUGUGGCAAAGCUUUUAAUUGGUACUCACACCUUACGAGACAUAACAGAAUUCAUACUGGAGAAAAACCCUACAAAUGUGAAGAAUGUGACAAAGCCUUUAGUUUAUUCUCGAACCUUACUACACAUAGGAGAAUUCAUACUGGAGAGAGACCCUACAAAUGUGAAGAAUGUGGCAAAGGCUUUAAGCAGUCCUCAACCCUUAAGGAACAUAAGAAAAUUCAUACCAGAGAGAAAUCCUAUAAAUAGGAAAAAUGUGAUAAAGCUUUUAACCACUUCUCAACCCUGACUACACAUAAGAAAGUUCAUGCUAGAGGGAAACCCUACAAAUAUGAAGAAUGUCUCAAAGCUUUUUAUUGAUUCUCAUAUCUUACUUAGCAUAAAAUAAUUCAUACAGGAGAGAAAUCAUACAAAUAUGAAGAAUGCAGCAAAGCUUUUAACAAAUCCUUAUCCAUUACUAAACAUAGUUCAUACUGGAGAGAAAAUCUACAAAUGUGAGGAAGGUGGCAAAGCCUUUAAGCAGUUCUCCCAACCUACUACACGUAAGAUAAGUUAUGCUGGAGAGAAACCCUAGAAAUGUGAAGAAUGUGGCAAAGCUUUUAACCAAUCCUCAACCCCUACUACACAUAGUAUAAUUCAUGCUGGAGAGAAACCCUACAAAUGAGACCAGUGUGCCAAAACUUUCAACCAAUACACCUUAUUGCAAGGCAAAGCAUUUAUAUUUGAGAAAAAUUGUACAAAUGUAAAGACUGUGAGAAACACAUUAAUAUUGGCUCACAUCUUAUGCAUCAACAGAGAGUUCAGACUUAGUAAAAACAUGGUAAGUGCAAUUACUGUCAAAAGGUCUUUGAGCCAGGUGUGGUGGCUCACACCUGUAAUCCCAGCACUUUGGGAGCCCUAGGCAGGCAGAUCACGUGAGGUCAGGAGCUUGAGACCAGCCUGACUAACAUGGAGAAAGAAACCCUGUCUCCACUAAAAAAAUACAAAAUUAGCCAGGCGUGGUGGUGCAUGCCUAUGAAAACAUAAGCCUUUAAAGUGAUUAAGAGUAUUUAUUUUGAAGGUGAACAUCACAAAUGUAAAGAGGUAUUAGAUCUUACUGUAUGCCUUUUGUACUAGAGGAAAACUCUGAAGCAGUUGCUCACAACUUUCCAAAAUUGAACAAGUAAGAAACAGAAGUCUUGCACCAGGCAAAAAUGUAUAAAAUAGAUGAUGAAACUGAAUUAGUAAUAAAAAACCUACCAACCAUAAAAGCCCUGAAUUAUAUAAAAUCACAGACAAAUGUUACCAAAUAUACAAAGAUGAGUUCCUACUACUACUAAAUGUACUCCAAAUACUCAAUGUGGGAUUACACCUUAACUCAUUUUACACAAUCAAUAUUAUCUUGAUACUAAAAUCUAGGGAAGGCACAACAAAGAAAGGAAACUACAGGCCAAUAUUUUUGGUAAACAUUGAAACAAAAAUUGUCCAUGAAACACUAGCAAGCUGAGUUCAUAAGCAAAUUAAAAGGUUGUUUUGUCACAGUCAUGUGAGCUUUAUUUCACGUAUGCAAAGAUGUUUCAUCAUAUGCAAGUCAAUAACUGCAAUUCACCAUGUAAAGAUAAUUUAAAAAUUAUACAAUUAACAUAAUAGAUGGAGAAAAUGCACUUACGGAAUUCAAUAUUCAUUCACAAUUAUAUUCUCAACAAAGGAAAUAUUGGCAAAAUAUACCUCAAAAUAAUAAGACACAUGAAAAAUCCUCAGCCAACAUUAUACUAAAAAGGCAAUAGUUGCACGUAUUCUUCAUUAUAAUAAAAAUGAGACAAGUAUACGUACCACAGUAACACUCCUAUUCAAUGUAAUUUUUCCUAGCCAGAGAAAUCCAACAAAAUAAAAACAUGUAAAAAAGAAAAUUAAACUUUCUUUACUGAUAAUAUAAUGCUCUACCUAGAAAGCCUUUCAAGAAAAAGGUUUCCAGAGCAUUUUAAUUUU
Cebus imitator (Panamanian white-faced capuchin) is the source of this 4003-nucleotide messenger RNA. Its product is annotated as zinc finger protein 723-like. The record is from RefSeq and is a predicted model, not a curated record. Gene Ontology annotation, biological process: negative regulation of transcription by RNA polymerase II. The transcript has 7 exons. Gene Ontology annotation, molecular function: DNA-binding transcription repressor activity, RNA polymerase II-specific. Lineage: Eukaryota; Metazoa; Chordata; Mammalia; Primates; Cebidae. The coding region runs from base 395 to 2284 and encodes 629 amino acids.